Molecule: messenger RNA, 714 nt
Organism: Diospyros lotus (date-plum)
Lineage: Eukaryota; Viridiplantae; Streptophyta; Magnoliopsida; Ericales; Ebenaceae
Exons: 1
Coding region: 1-714 (237 amino acids)
Source: RefSeq, a predicted model, not a curated record
AUGGAGCCACCAAGUGGAGGAGCACCGAAUGUUCGUCUUAGCCGGGUGUACAAUCUGACUUGUGAGGACGCUAAGGCCGAUCCUAUAGUUAUUGAAGGUACACUGUUCUUUUCGAAUAUUCCAGUUCAUGCUUUAAUAGAUCUGGGUGCUACGCAUUCGUUUGUUUCGCAUGCAUCAAUAGAAAGUCUAAAGCUAGAACUUAGGGAGUUGGGUUACCAAAUGAUAAUAGCUACGCCGAUGGGUUUAACCCUAGAGAUAGCAGUAGGAUGUCAGGGUUGUAAUAUGGAAGGGGAAAGAUUCAAGAUAAACUUAGCCGUAUUAGAUAUACAAGAUUUCGACAUGAUCAUAGGAAUGGAUUUCCUAUCGGUACAUGAAGCUAAAGUGGAUUGCAAGAACAAGACCGUGAGCUUACGCAAACCUAAUGGAGAGUGGAUUUCGUUUCAAUGUCAGAAUAAUAGAAAUAACAGAAAGCAUGGCAUAACUUUGCAAGCAUUGCAAUCAGCCAAACCUGAGUCGAGUAAGAAGAAUCUUGAGUUAGAUUUAGUAAGGGUUGUGAAUGAGUACCCUGAGGUCUUUCAUGAAGAUUUACCAGGAUUACCACCCCCUAGAGAGAUCGAAUUCUCAAUAAAUCUUGUAACAGGCACACAACCUAUAUCCAUACCUCCGUAUAAGAUGGCCCCAGCUGAGAUGAGGGAAUUAAAGGAGCAAUUGUAG